AUGUCACAGGAAAAACAAUGGACUGAAGUUUUUCACACAAUAGACAAAGACAAAAAUGGGUUUCUUACUCGUGAAGAAAUUGCACAGUGCUUAAAAGAAGUUGGUGUUUGUCCGAAUGUCGCAGACAAAAUAAUCAAGGAAACUGAUGUGAAUAGUGAUGGAAAAAUUUCUUUAGAGGAGUAUUUAAACGCGCUAAGAAAACUCCCUCCUCGUGAAAAGUGUGUUGCAAGAUGGAAUGAAGUAUUUCAGUCCAUAGACAAGGAUGGUUCGGGAAAAGUUUCUAUCAAAGAAUUGGACGAAUUUCUCAAAUCCUCCGGUAUGGAUAUAGACCAAAAAAGUUUACAUAAUUGGAUGACACAAAAUGACAAAAACAAGGAUGGUGAACUAGACUAUGAUGAGUUCUUAGCCUACGUACGUCAAACAUAUAAGUAA
Schistosoma bovis is the source of this 432-nucleotide messenger RNA. Lineage: Eukaryota; Metazoa; Platyhelminthes; Trematoda; Strigeidida; Schistosomatidae. The record is from the annotation of a GenBank genome assembly.